UCUUCGUUCGGUAUUCAGUGAGAAACAAAGAUAGAAUGACUCUUGUAUCGACUUGUGUCGACUGUGUCUCCUAAAAAGAAAGCAGCCUUUGUCGAUUCUCCUUGCGCUCCCAUGGCCUCUCCUACGUUUGAUGUAAACGCACCCGUUCUAAAUUUUUGAUACGCCCCAAGCUUAAUACGCGUAUCAAGUUUUGACGAUGUAAACUAAGCCUAUCUCUUAUAUCUUUAUGGUUUCAACCACGUGGCACCGUGGCAGUGUGAUACAACUGUUGGAAUAAAUCAAGGAAAGCAACAANAUUGUAGUAAAAAUGUGCGGUAUUUGGGCACUUUUUGGAUUUCAUACGCAUUCGUUCACUUGUAUCUGUGAGAAUUUUGAUAAAAUAAAACAUCGUGGUCCUGAAGCUUUUAUAAUAGAAUUUGAUAUUAGAAUGAAAAAUGGAUAUUUAGGAUUUCAUAGAUUAGCCAUUGUCGAUAGCUUGUAUGGAAUGCAGCCGAUGANAAUACAUAAAUAUCCGCAUCUUUUUCUUUUGUGCAAUGGGGAAAUAUAUAAUUUUGAAAAACUAGGAAAGCAACAUAAGUUUGAUUAUAACACUAAAUGUGAUGUAGAAGCACUUUUGCAUUUAUAUGCUCAAUGUGGCGCAGACAAAGUUGCUCGAUCCUUGGAUGGUGUGUUUGCAUUUUGUUUAGUAGAUGUUGAUAAAAGAAGAAUUCUCAUAGGUAGAGAUCCUUAUGGCGUAAGACCUCUGUUUAGAUUGCGUUCGGAUAAUGGACAACUGGCUAUUUGUUCGGAAAGCAAGGGUUUGAUGAAAAUUUCGCAAUAUAUAAAUGGCAAUUCGAAACUUGAACCAUUUCCUCCAGGUUGUUAUGAGGAAUACGAAAUUUUGCAUGAUGGCCAGACAAAGUUUUUGAAAAGUGUCCAUUAUCACGAGCCUGGUGAUAAACCUUCUUUUCAAGUACAUGUUCCUUGGUCUGCUCUGAAUCUUACAGAUAUUCAUGGUAAUAUUCGAAAGCUUCUUUCAGAAGCUGUUGAAAAACGAUUAAUGGCUGAUAGACGAAUAGGUUGCCUGUUAUCAGGUGGAUUAGAUUCUAGUUUGGUGGCAGCUUUACUAGUAAAGCAUGCAAAGAAAAACAAUUUUCCAUAUAAAAUACAAAGCUUUGCNAUAGGAAUGAAUGAUAGUCCAGAUAUUAUCGCUGCCAGACAAGUCGCAGAGUAUAUUGGAACUGAACACCAUGAAAUUAUCUUUACGGAACAAGAUGUAAUUAGUGUCUUAGAUAAAGUUAUUUAUUCUUUGGAGACAUACGACAUUACUACUGUUCGAGCAUCAAUCGGAAUGUAUCUUAUUUCGAGAUACAUCAAACAAAACACAGAAACAACUGUGAUAUUUAGCGGAGAAGGUGCGGAUGAAGUGGCGCAAGGUUAUAUUUACUUUAGAGACGCACCAACCGCGUUAGAUGCGCACAAUGAAUCUCUUAGAUUAUUGAGUGAUAUAUAUUUGUAUGAUUCGUUGAGAGCAGAUAGAACUACUAGUGCUUUUAGCUUNGAACUUAGAGUUCCAUUCCUAGAUAUUCAAUUCACUAAUUAUUAUUUAUCAUUGGAUCCCGGUAGCAGACAACCUCGAGAUGGAAUUGAAAAACAUUUGUUGAGAUCUGCGUUUAAUGACAGCGGUUUGUUACCAAACAAUAUACUUUGGAGACAUAAAGAAGCUUUCAGCGAUGGUGUUACUUCAACCAAGAAAUCUCUUUUUCAAAUACUACAAGAAAUUGUUGAAAAUCGUAUAGAGGACAAAGAUUUAGACGAAGCUUACAUUAAGUAUCCUCAUUGCACACCCAAAACAAAAGAAGCUCUUUAUUAUAGAAAUGUCUUCGAGUCGUAUUAUAAGGGCCAAGCGGAAAGUUUUACACCUUAUUUUUGGAUGCCUCGUUGGGUAAAAAACGUCACUGAUCCAUCUGCGAGAUUUAUUACACAUUAUGCUGUAAAUGAUGAAAAGAGCCGUGUGGAAAUGAUUUAGAGGAAAGAAGAAAAAUCUGUGCAAUAUAUAAUUUCUCAUAACCAUUUUUUAUUGUUCUUUCAUUUU
This is a messenger RNA of Pseudomyrmex gracilis, 2074 nucleotides long. RefSeq names its product asparagine synthetase [glutamine-hydrolyzing] (gene AsnS). Gene Ontology annotation, molecular function: asparagine synthase (glutamine-hydrolyzing) activity. The transcript has 10 exons. Lineage: Eukaryota; Metazoa; Arthropoda; Insecta; Hymenoptera; Formicidae. The record is from RefSeq and is a predicted model, not a curated record. Gene Ontology annotation, cellular component: cytosol. Bases 308 to 2008 code for a protein of 566 amino acids.